GAGCGGGAGGAGAGCGCAGAGCCGAGCGCAGCGUCGACAGUCGCGGUACCUCGGGGGGACGCGGCAGCCACAUUUCGACCGCCGACGCUUGCCCCGCUCGGAAUCCGCAGGAGUUUUUCGCCCUCCCUGAGAUUCGAGGGCGCAGACCGGGAGAGCGCGGGGAGGCGCCUCGCAGGCGCGCCGCAGACAUUUUCCAGCGGUGCCCGUGUCCCGCGCGUCCGCGCCGCCGCUCCAGAUCGCGAAGCCGGGUGUCCGAGUCGGUCCCGCCGCAGCCGCGAGACAAGGGAGGGGGACCCGAAUCAAGAGAGAGAGAGAAAGAGAGAGAAGACCCCCCCACACACACACACACACUGCGUGUGGACCCCCUGCACUCGUACCCGCCGAUGUGGAGCUGACACGCUGCAGUGAGCCUGGGCUUGUGAUGUCAAUGAUCCUACAGAUCUUAAUGGAAUCCAGCCAGAUACACUAUUAAUGUCAAGCCCCGAAGACCCCUGCCCUGCCGCUUUGAUGUGUGAGCGCGCCUACCAAUAAUGGCCCAUAGGAUACGCAGUGGAAAUCCUGGCGACGGGGUGUACAGCAUGAGGCUGGUGUGGAAAUCACUGGACAAGAUGCGGUGUCUGAGGAAGCGCUCCGCUAUUCCCUUCCUCGGCUUCCUCAUCACCUUCCUGCUCUUCCUGAACCUCUACAUCGAGGAUGGCUAUGUGCUGGAAGAGGAUAAAAGGCAGCUUAGGGAAGCAUCGGCCCACCCGCCGAGCUCAGAGCGAUACGUUCACACCUUCCGAGACCUCAGCAAUUUCUCCGGAAGCAUUAAUGUCACGUAUCGUUAUCUCGCCGGAACACCGCUGAACCGCAAGAAGUAUCUCACCAUUGGACUGUCAUCAGUGAAAAGGAAAAGAGGGAACUACCUUCUGGAGACCAUCAAAUCCAUCUUCGACCAGUCCAGUUACGAGGAACUGAAAGAGAUUGUGGUUGUGGUCCACCUGGCGGACUUUGACCUGGCCUGGUGCGAGAACCUGGUGCAGGAGAUCACCAGGAAGUUUGCUCACCACAUCAUAUCCGGACGCCUCCUGGUGAUCCAGGCCCCAGAGGAGUAUUACCCGUCCCUGGACGGGUUGAAGAGGAACUACAACGACCCGGAGGACCGGGUCCGCUUCCGCUCCAAGCAGAACGUCGACUACGCUUUUCUCCUCAACUUCUGCACGAACCUCUCCCACUUCUACGUGAUGCUGGAGGACGACGUGCGCUGCUCCAGGAACUUCCUGACGGCGCUGAAGAAGGUGAUCACGUCCAGAGAAGGCUCCUACUGGGUAAUGCUGGAGUUCUCCAAGCUGGGCUACAUCGGGAAGCUGUACCACUCCCGAGACCUGCCACGUCUGGCCCAUUUCCUCCUCAUGUUCUACCAGGAAAUGCCCUGCGACUGGCUGCUCAUCCACUUCAGGGGGCUGCUCGCGCAGAAGGAUGUGAUCCGCUUCAAGCCCUCCCUUUUCCAGCACAUGGGCUACUACUCCUCCUACAAGGGAGCGGAGAACAAACUGAAGGACGACGACUUCGAGGAAGACUCCAUAGACAUUCCUGACAACCCGCCCGCCAGCCUGUACACGAACAUCAACGUCUUCGAAAACUACGACGCCGCCAAGGCCUACAGCACUGUGGACGAAUACUUUUGGGGGAAGCCUCCUUCCACUGGAGAUUUCUUCGUCAUAGUCUUUAACAAAUCGACCAAAAUCACUAAAAUUAAGAUUGCUACCGGUUCUGACGACCGGCAGAAUGACAUUCUUCACCACGGGGCUCUGGAAGUAGGAGAGAAACUAGUUGGGACUAAAAAAGGAAAACUGUGUUCGUCUUAUAUCACAUUAGGGGAGUUUAAAAAUGGCAACAUUGAGGUUCAAGAUAUAGACCACAAGAUCGCCUUUGAUAUUGAGUGUGUACGAAUCGUGGCGACAGCCAGUCAGAAAGAAUGGCUUAUCAUUAGGAGUAUAAGUUUAUGGACUACACUACCUCCCAGCCAAUGAGGACUAUACACAAAAACUCUUAGUACGUCGUAGAGGCAAAGGUUUUUAUUAGUAGUAUUAUUUAUUAAUGUAUUUAUUUCCCGGUUUAUUUAUUCAUUUUGUAUGUAUUUAUUGAUACUCAUUUUGAUUGCUAAGUCAAUCAAUGUUUUUUUUAUACCUGCAAGUUGGAACCGUGGUGGAGCAUCUUCACAGUCAUUGAGGACUGUUCAACUAACCUCAGAGUGUUCAUGAGCAUAUGUUUUCCUCAGCUCUCCAUAUGCCUUUUGUUUGUUUCAGUUUCUGAUAGCUAUGCCUACCUGGGUGAUGAUUCAGCAUUACAUUUCAUCAACUUACCGUGUUAUAAUGACGUGAUCAAAAUUAUUGUUUUUUCUUUUGUCCAAGAUGAGGCUCACACAAUAUUCUCUCCAACCUGAUCCUAUAUUAAAAAGGAAUCACUGUGUAGCCAAAGUGUGAUAAUACAUCUCAUUCUUGCGUGCCAUAAAAGCCCCGUAGUUGUCCAAAAACGCAUGUUCCCUCAUUAACACGAUCACACACACUGUGACUUUAUUUUGAGUCAAUCCAACAUACACUUCCUGCUGCAGUGAAUAUUCACUCAAACACUAGAUCUGUGGUAAUCCGCUGUUGUUCGCAGUCCCCAACGAACGUGUCACUGAAAACUAUGUUUUGCUAAAAUUUGCUUACAUUUUGAUAAUCAGCUGUUCCAGUAAACUGAUUUUUUGGGGGGGUUGGGGGUAUCAAUCUAUUCUUUGACCCAUUUUCAAAGAUUUAUGUCUUCACUAGCAAUGAAUGAGCCUCGGCCUGAGACUGUGGACAAUUCAGAUCGUACUGCGAAAUGGACUAACGCAUUUUUGGUUCUACUUUUCAUGGUAUUUGCUGACUCACAAAUUAUUAGAAUUAUUCCAGCAUUAUUCUUUAGGGGGUCCUAGCACAACAUAAUUGAGAAAUAGUUUGGAAUAAUUCUUUUUUUUAAAUGCAGCAAAACAAUGCAGGACAUUCAAAUACAGUGUCAAACUAGCAAGUUGAUUUAUUUUUCAUAGCAUUUCGCAAAAACGUUGUCAUACGAUAAAUACUAGUGUCAAUGGAAGAAUUUUUUUCUCAUUCAGUAUCUCGGCGUUCAUUUCACACAUUUAAGUCACAAGUGGGUGAUGCCGUUACUGUAUGAAUGUUUCUGAAGGCUCUUCUGAAAGUGAAGAAUGCUGACAAAUGCAUACUACUGAUUUUAUUACAGUAUUGUUCCAGUUCAGGUGCUUGUCCACAUAUUUUGAACCCCCUAUUUCGUUUAUCCAGAGAGCGGAGAUGAGUGUAACUGAAUAUUUUUUUUUAGAAACAGGUUCUUAGAGAGACUACUAUCCAAUUAAACCCAUAGUGUCUUCAACAAUUUUUCUUGACUGCAAUUAUGUGGGCAGCAUACUAGGCCUGGCAUUUCCCCUCCGUGGAUGUCCCCAUUCGGCCCGUAAUUAUUUUCUUCCUUGAAAACCCCCCGCCAGGAAGGUAUCAGAGGUCCUUGUUGCGUCACACCCAACAUUUUUUUCUCGUUUCGAAUGGUCCUUUCCCGCCAUAAUUAUCUUGUCCGUGGUGGUUGAGGUGGGCGUGCGAGUGGGCCGAGCUCUUUCACCGGCACUGUAUGUUGUGUCCAGGAUGCUGACGCGAGAACAUUUUUUGUUUCCACCCGUCUCCUCAAAGAGCCGAGAUUAGAUUGCACAGUGAAGAAUGGGUCAGGUCUGCACUUACAUCUCUCUCUCUCUCUCUCUCUCUCUUUUUCCCCCCACCACAGCACAAUUUCCACCUAGUAAAUUGGUCUGUGUUUUUCCUCAUUCUCUACACCGGCAAAACAACAUCUCCCCUGGAGCUAUAGGACCUCAAUUCGUUCCUUCCCCCCCAAAUGUUGCGCUCGCACAACUCCAAUGUUCCUGCUCCUACUUGGUCGCCCCCUCUGUCUGCUUUGCUUUCGGUUCCCUUCGAGCAAGAUCAUUUCCAAAGUCCUCACCCUCGCGCUGUGCUAAAACAGCUGAACCUCGCUGGAAUCACCGCCGCGCACGCGAACUCGUCACCGCGCGACGGCCGAUGCCCGACGCUUAUUCAGAGCCACGCUGUAGAAAUAGCCUCGUCGUUUUUUCCACGUUCGUGUAAUUAUCUGUCAUUGGGCAAAGUUCGGCGACGGCUUUGUUUCACCGCUGAAAUGCUGUCAUGGAAACUCAACAACAAUGCAAUAAAGAGGUAAAUGUUUACAGAACCCUGAUGUUCCUCAGGAACAUGAGGCGGAGGCCGAUUGUCAUUGAGCAUGCUGAGGCAGUUUUGUAAAGCUCCGUUCUGCUGCUGCGAUAUAGCCACCUGUUCCGUGUUUUCUCUCAAGGUCAUGUUUAGCGUAACCGACGGAGACCUUUCGCAGAUUGUGUUGUACCACCACCUCGAAAUCCUUCCUCAGCAAACCCCCCCCCCCCCCUGUGCUUUCCGGAAUGAAAUUACAAUGGCCACCCCUUCGCGACACGGCUUAUUGUUUUUCCUCACCGUUUCCCUUAUGAAUGCAAGCUAUUCAUUUUGGUGAAUGAUUCUGUGACCUGCAUGUAUCAGCAACUCGGAGGGGGACCUGGUUUGAAUGGAUGAUUGCUCCCAAACGCAAUAUCCGUUGCGCCGCGUGUGUGGUAUUCUUCAUGACGCACGCCGUGUUGCCAAUUCAGCCUAGUGUUACCUGCUUAUGAGCUAUAAACACAUGAUGUCACCACGGGGCAGCUGUUUUACAAGUGUAAUAGACGGCUCCGAUACGCCUCCUGCCCAAGUUGAGCGGCCGCGUUGUGGGGCGAAAAUAUAUCUGGAGGAGAAAUAAUCUGAUCUCUGUAAGAUGGCGGCCAAAACUAGCUGCACGUUGCAGAUUUAUGGACAGAUUUACAUCUGGGGGAUAACAACAAAAGCUGCAUAAAUCCUUUGCUAUCAGCAGAAUGUUUGGAAACCAUCCAUACCAGCGAUUUGAGUGAACACGAUCAGUUAUACAUUUAAUAGAAGACUCAGAAACAGUUCUUUCAUCCGAUUGCGCACGUAGAACUAAAAAGUGGCCAUUCUUAACUGUCCAUUUGUUAAGAAUCAAACAGUAACUGCAUGGACAGGCACAGGUUUGCUGAUCACUCGACAGCAGGUAACUGUCUUGAGUUUGUUUUCUUUUACUGGCUGUGAGGGUUCCGAUCCCCAAAAGUCGGAGCGAUUAAAUAUGAAUGUGAUCUGUGGGUCCUGAGUCAUUUGAAAUGUGAGUUCCAGUGGAGCAUGUACAAAGUGCAUGAACAAAGUGCAAGUGGAUGAAACAACUCCGUUUGCACACCAGGAUCUACGAAUUACUGUUCUGCUGAUGAAAAUUGUACCGGGUUUGUACGUAGAGGCCGAUACUGCCUUACCGCAGGUUCGGAGUUCACGUGUGCUAUAUAUCGUCAAGUGGAAGCAAGUGUGUUAAGAUGUCGUUUCUGUAUCCGUUCUUCUUUCCAUCGUUCUCCAAAUGGUACUGUAUUGUAAGAUGACAUAUAUUUUUUUACACAUAUCAUGUCAAAUGUUGUACUGUAUAUAUUGUACUUAAGAUGAUAUUGAAAUUAGAUUAAACAAAUGAAUGCAAA
This is a messenger RNA of Scophthalmus maximus (turbot), 5608 nucleotides long. RefSeq names its product mgat4 family member C (gene mgat4c). Lineage: Eukaryota; Metazoa; Chordata; Actinopteri; Pleuronectiformes; Scophthalmidae. Gene Ontology annotation, biological process: protein N-linked glycosylation. The transcript is spliced from 6 exons. The record is from RefSeq and is a predicted model, not a curated record. Bases 531 to 2012 code for a protein of 493 amino acids. Gene Ontology annotation, molecular function: acetylglucosaminyltransferase activity.